Molecule: messenger RNA, 3336 nt
Organism: Scaptodrosophila lebanonensis
Lineage: Eukaryota; Metazoa; Arthropoda; Insecta; Diptera; Drosophilidae
Gene: Cbp53E
Product: calbindin-32
Exons: 12
Coding region: 270-1217 (315 amino acids)
Biological process (GO): regulation of presynaptic cytosolic calcium ion concentration; regulation of long-term synaptic potentiation
Cellular component (GO): nucleus; cytosol; synapse
Molecular function (GO): calcium ion binding
Source: RefSeq, a predicted model, not a curated record
GCCAAUUCGCUGCGUGCGUUCCAAUAAAUUUUGUGUGCUAAAAGUUUUUAAAAAGUAUUUUUAAAUUUUUGGUGCAAGUGCAAACGUGACAGUAAACAUUUUCAAAAAGUUAUAAUUGAGUUGAAACACUGACCCAGGCAACUCCGGCGUUAAGAAAUUUUACUGGAGCCACCGUGUGCGAGCUAUAAAAAAAAACGUACUCAACUUACCUGAGCCAACUGCUGCCUGCCAACCACACACACACACACAGACAGCAACAACAACAAAAAAUGGAUGCCGCCGCAGCCGCCGCCGCCGCCAAGCGCGUACAAAUCGAGAAGGCACACAAUUUCAUGCGUCAGUAUCGGGAUCCUGAGUCGCGGGAAUUGAAAAAACUAUCGGCAAAUCAAUUUAUGGAUGUGUGGGCACACUACGAUAAAGAUGGCAACGGUUACAUUGAGGGCACCGAGUUGGAUGGCUUUCUGCGUGAGUUCGUAUCCAGCGCCAAUGCCACCGAUAUCAGCCCAGAGGCUGUCACCGACACAAUGCUCGAGGAGCUCAAGUCCUGCUUCAUGGAGGCGUACGAUGAUAAUCAGGAUGGCAAAAUCGAUAUCAGAGAGCUCGCUCAACUUUUACCAAUGGAGGAGAAUUUCCUUUUGCUUUUCCGCUUCGACAAUCCGUUGGAAUCGAGCGUUGAAUUCAUGAAGAUUUGGCGUGAAUACGACACCGAUAACUCUGGUUAUAUAGAAGCGGAUGAGCUUAAGAAUUUCUUACGUGAUCUACUCAAAGAGGCCAAAAAAAUCAAUGAUGUUUCAGAGGAUAAGCUAAUUGAAUACACAGACACAAUGCUACAAGUUUUCGAUGCCAACAAAGAUGGCCGUUUGCAGCUCUCGGAAAUGGCCAAAUUACUUCCGGUUAAAGAGAACUUCCUCUGCCGUCAGGUAUUCAAGGAGGGCAUUGAUGGGGCCACUAAAUUGACAAAGGAAGAUAUUGAAAAAGUUUUCUCGCUUUACGAUCGCGAUAACAGUGGCACCAUUGAGAAUGAGGAGCUGAAAGGUUUUCUCAAGGACUUGUUGGAGUUGGUCAAGAAGGACGACUACGAUGCUCAAGAUUUGGCCGCCUUCGAGGAGACUAUCUUACGAGGCGUUGGUUAUGAGAAGCAUGGCAAAAUAUCGCGCAAGGAACUAACAAUGAUUUUAUUGACCUUAGCCAAAUUGUCGCCAGAUGAUGAGCAGUAAGGAGUUAAAAAAAGUAAAUUGAAGAAUUGUUAGCAUAUAUUUUUGGUACCAAAUUGGUAAAUAAAAAGUAAAUGAAAGAGAAGCAGAACAUGCAAAACGGCCAUAAUUAAGCAUAAAAGGCUUAAUCUUUUUCGAAAACGAGGCAAUUAAUUACUUUAAAGCAGCAACUAAAUAUAAAAAGCGUGCAAAAAUGGAACUCCAAAAAACCAUUAUACUUACAUUUUACCAGCACAUGUUUCAAAUGAGGAAAUUUGUGCAUAUUAAUAAAACUAAGAAAUAUUGAGAAACCGUAUAUUUAAAAUACCAAAAAUAAAGCAUAAUGAAUGUUUCAAAUCCAAAUAAAUAUUUAUGCAUGUUAAGCUUUUGAAAGUCUAUUUCCUAAUAACAACAACAAAUCUACCAACAAAUUUGAACAAUUAAAAUACACCCUUGAAAAUGGAAAGUCCACUUAAUUGAUUGUACUAAAUGAAAAAAGAACUUUGAAAUAAAACUAUUAAAAGGGAAAGUAAUCCAUUUGUCAAAGCAACUUGAAACCAGCCAUCACAAGAUUAAAGUUCAGUACAUCGAUUUUAUUGCAUUGUCUGAGGAGAAUUUUUGAAGCCAAGAUAAUAUUUUGAAUAUAACAAUAAAUUAUAUAUAUACAUACAUAUAUACUAUGUGAAUUGCAUAUUGAUUACAUUUAAAGAAUAAUAACAAUUUAAUUUUAAAUUAUAAAUGAUCUUAGCUAAGUGUAAAUGGCGCAACAACCAGUCAAAAUACGUGUAGCAAAAUUUUAGAUAAUUGUUAUUAAUAUUUAUGUGUAAACUACAUGAAACAAGGCGUAAAUUAUACCAAACCUAUUUAUAAUUAUAACAUACAAUAUAUAUGAAUAUAUUUUGAUGCGUGUGACUUUUUCUGCUUCAUUUUUUGAGAAUUAAAUUAAUUUUGUGUAUUAUAGUUCCAAUAUACGUGUGACCUAGCAUGUAAGUUUUAAGGCAAGUCCGAAUAAGAAGCAUACGCCUCGUCCUUAGCACUCGAACAUAUGCCAAUUGGCACUCAAACACGAGAACAUUUUACCCAUUUGCAUGCCAAGCUAAAUACAUACAUAUGUAGCUAGCAAACAACCGUAAUAACAUGCAUUGAACUUUGGCCCCUUGCUCAUGUCUUCUCGACAUAUGGGUGCCCAACCGACAUGAUUGCAUGUCCUUGUCCUUGUCUAUCCCAAUCGCAGAAGCGGACAAGGUGUUGAGCUUGAAGAGCUCCCAGCGUUUGCGCAGGUAUUCGUAUUUGUGUCAUGCCCAAAACUAUAGCAUAAUUAUGGGCGUUGACAGAGUAUAGGACUGCAGUUAAAUUGGUGUACAGCCUAUUGUAAUUUGCCGAUUCGAUUCCUUAAUUAUAUAUUAUUCGUACACGCAAUGGAAUUAAAAACAAAAAAACAUGCAAACACUAUGCUACAUUUUAAGCGCAAUGUUAAAUCUUUAAAAAUAACAUUUAUACAUCGUUUAAAACUCCUCAAGGUGCUAUCUCUAUUCUAAACAUAAACAGUUACUUGUACAUCUAUAAAUAAUUCGAUUUUUUGUUUGUUUUUUUUUCUUUCGAAUUAUGCCAUACAUUCACAUUUUCCUAAACGCUAUUCGAAUCCAGAUACAUAUGAAGUCUGGAUAAGGAGCGUUAUGUGGAAACAAAUUAUAUAAUAGAGUUUCGUGUCCGCUUGUAAUGAGGAUAUAUUAUUGGCACCUUCGUUAUGGUAUCAUUUUUAAAAAUAUUGCCAAAGGCAGUGUUAAAACAAUUUUAAUUUCCCGUAAAAUCUUGGAUACUUCUUUACUUAUUUACUUGCUAACCAUGCUUUAAGUGGCAGACACUAAAUUAAAAUAAAAUAAACUAAAUUCUGUGGAAACUUAUAUAAAUGCCAAGUAUUUCAAGAGAAGAUAUAAAAAUACACUUAAUGUCAACCUACAACUUAAGAUACUACCGAAGAGAAACUCUUUAGCUAUCUAUAAAACAUAUAAAGCUUCAAUGGACUUUCUAUAUACAUACAAAUACAAUACAUACAUACAAUAUAUAUAAUAUGCCCUACGUCAAGCAAAAUAUAAAAAUACACUCAUACUUAUAUGGAAAAUGUUUAAGGAACUAAAAUACA